Lemur catta (Ring-tailed lemur) is the source of this 857-nucleotide messenger RNA. RefSeq names its product echinoderm microtubule-associated protein-like 1. The transcript is spliced from 2 exons. The coding region runs from base 256 to 561 and encodes 101 amino acids. NCBI's taxonomy places the organism in Eukaryota, Metazoa, Chordata, Mammalia, Primates, Lemuridae. The record is from RefSeq and is a predicted model, not a curated record.
AGUCAUACAGUCUUAAAGACAGAAUGAGAGGCUUCUGGAGUCACAGAAUUUUAGAAGGUGAGAGCAAGGGACUUCCCCAAGGUCACACGGCCAGGGCGCUGCGGCAGAGGACUGUGGGGAAGCGCUGGAGAGCGGUGGGGAUUUCCUUCCCCCUUCGGAGCCAUUUUCGGUGGCCCAUCUCCAAGCGUCCCAGUCCCCGGUAGCUGAAAGGAAGGGGGCGUGGCUGGCCCCGCUUAGGCCCGGGACCGCCGGGGGAUGCCUCUAGGCUUUGGAGCCCCCGGGUGGCCCCUGCAGCCAGCGCUCCCCCGCCUUCCAGAUGACAAUUUGUCGGGCACCAGCGGCAUGGAGGUGGACGACCGCGUGUCGGCGCUGGAGCAGCGGCUGCAGCUGCAGGAAGACGAGCUGGCGGUCCUAAAGGCGGCGCUGGCAGAUGCACUGCGUCGUCUGCGGGCGUGCGAAGAACAGGGCGCAGCGCUGCGCGCGCGGGGCACCCCCAAGGGCCGGGCUCCUCCACGCUUAGGCACCACCGCCUCAGGUAUCCCUGCUAGAUUGGAGGGGUGAAAUGGGGAGGGCCCAGGGCCCGGACCUCAUACUCACUCUCUUCGGCCCUCUAACCUCAUCUCUCCAGUGUGUCAGCUCUUGAAAGGCCUUCCCACCAGGACGCCCCUCAAUGGCUCGGGACCCCCGCGGCGUGUGGGCGGCUAUGCCACGUCCCCAUCCUCCCCCAAGAAGGAGGCGACCUCCGGGCGCAGUGGCCGCCGCUACUUGUCGCCAGAGCGCCUUGCCUCUGUGCGCCGCGAGGACCCCCGCAGCCGUACCACAUCCUCCAGCAGCAAUUGCAGCGCCAAAAAGGAAGG